GUGCGACCGCCGGCGUCUCGGUGGACAAGGAACGGAAGCUCUCCAAGCUGCCCGGCGAGUGCGGAUGCAUGAUUGAAACGUUAUUCUGCUCUGGCUGCUCCAUGACACUCGGCAACAUCUAUAGAUGCACCCCAAAGCAUCUGGACUACAAGAGGGAUUUGUUUUGUUUCAAUGUUGACUCAAUUGAAAGUUACAUUCUAGGAUCCUCAGAGAAGCAAGCUCUUACUGAUGAAGAGCCUUUAACUAUUGAAAGUCGAGCAGUCUUGGAAGACAUGCUACAAAGGGCAGACACCGUAUUAAAGGCUCUGGAGACAAGACUGACUGCUGUUGAAUCGAGUAUGGCUUCUCUUCACAAUAAACUACUAUGGGAAAAAGACCUGCCGAAGAAACAUAAUCCCCAGUACGUCCCUAACCUCACAGGCAGAAGUGACUACAAAGAAUCUGGAUUAGAGGUGUAUGUUUCAUCGCGGGAACACAUAAG
Balearica regulorum gibbericeps (East African grey crowned-crane) is the source of this 481-nucleotide messenger RNA. The record is from RefSeq and is a predicted model, not a curated record. NCBI's taxonomy places the organism in Eukaryota, Metazoa, Chordata, Aves, Gruiformes, Gruidae.